Mycena citricolor is the source of this 2808-nucleotide messenger RNA. Lineage: Eukaryota; Fungi; Basidiomycota; Agaricomycetes; Agaricales; Mycenaceae. The record is from the annotation of a GenBank genome assembly.
AUGGACGAAUCAAACGAAAAUUUAGAGCGUAUAUGGGCCAUGAUCUUGGCCAGCGAGGAGGUCGAUGACGAAUCACACAUCGACAAACGAGAGGCCGAUGAAGCACACCACGAGCGCGAGAGGGCUAGCGGGAACAAGCUCUGGAGCAUCUACAUUUCCGAGGCGGAGAGCUACGAUAAAGGUCUCAUCGAGGGCUGGCGCAGCGAGAUGGAUGGACUGCUGAUCUUUGCCGGUCUCUUCUCGGGCGUCAUUACAACAUUCAUCAUUGACAGCUACAAGACGCUGAACGCGGACCCGGGCAGCCAGACUGUCGUGCUCCUCAGCCAGACCGUCGCACUGCUCAGCCAGAUCUCAAACCAGCUCGCGAACAUGAACAACGGCACAGCGGUAGCGAACGUACUCCCUCCCCCUGUUGCCUUUUCCCCCCCGGUCUCCUCCCUUAUCUGCAACGCGCUUUGGUUCGCCAGCCUCGGGCUCAGCUUGUCGAGCGCACUUGUCGCGACUCUGGUCAAGCAGUGGGCCCAGGAGUACCAGCACCGCACAUCCAUGUUCUCGUCUCCCUCCGUCCGCGCGCGCGUGUACAUGUAUCUUUACUACGGCUUACGACGCUUCAAUAUGCAUGCCGUUGUCGGCAUUCCGCCGCUUCUGCUGCAUGGUGCACUGGUCCUUUUCUUUGCGGGCUUGGUAGCAUUUCUCGUGCCCAUCAACGUCAUCAUCAUGGGAAUCUCCUCUGCUCUUCUGCUCGUUUUUGUCCUGGUCUACGUAACAUUCACCACACUCCCCCUGCUUUUCUUCGACUGUCCGUAUCAGACACCGCUCACACGAAUCCUCUGGUCGCUGAAUCAGAGCUUGGGACGUGUGCUGAGGGUUUAUAUUUGCAGGGCAGUGGCUGCUUGCAAGACCUUCCUUCAAGAGAAAAUUGCUGUGACAGACCCCGAGAACGGAGCCGGAUCUGCUCUGACAAACCCCGAUGCCUCUGCCGAGCCUUCUGCACCUGCAGAUACUCUUUUGCAGUCUCAGAGCAUGGUGGAUGCUUUGAAAGCAGCAUCACUGUAUCCUCCCGUUGAGACGGAGACCCGGACACUUGCAUGGGCCGUCCAGUCUCUCUCUGACGAUGACGAGCUUGAGAAACUUGUCGAGGGGCUCCCCCAGACGCUGUGGGAUUUUGAUAAAAACAAGCCUCGAAGCGUGUAUCAGGCACUAUUCCUGUCCCUUUUACGUGAUCCAGAAGUCCACCUCGGCCAGCGUCUCGCCGAUUUCAUGGCUGGCUCCAACAGCAAUCUGCUCGAACACAAGGACCGCCUUCGCCGCCAGCUCUCUGUACUCCGGGCCAUCUGGGCCAUCUGCGCAUUCUCCCUUCACACGGGGUCGCCUCUACAAAGUCCGAUCGGAGAAGCUGAUGUGCACGGUGCACUGCUUAGCUCGAGAUUUCUCAAUUCCGAUGAAGUGCAGAGCAUGGUCCACGCCGUGUCUGCUUUGAUCCGUCUGAACGUGAUCGAGUCUCGUAGCCAGGAACGGGCCCUGACACAGCCGAGCGACUCCGACAGCAAUAUCCGCACCGAAGCAGAGAAGGAAUGGCAAGCAGAGAAGCACCGGACGUAUACACAAUAUCUGGUGGCAUUUUCCACAUGCGCUGCCAGCUUCCAACGGGAUGCGACCAAUUCACUCUUCCACCAGUCGCAAAUGCUCUUUACGGAAGCAGACAACUUCUGGACUGUACAUCACGCUCUCGAUGAACUGAUUGAAUACACAUCCAACAAGUCAGCGGACAAUCUCGUCUUUGCUGCUCGCCAGAUCAUCACCCCAUUUGCUCAGACAUCGGAAUAUCCAAAUUGGCCGCUGUGGGGUCUUGCACCGUUCCUUCUCCGACAUCCGUCCCUUGCGGCCUCCGAGGGGAGGCCCGACUCACAGCCCGGUUCGAAGCAUCACUACACCCGAUUCCUGUGCCAUAAGCUAUGCGACAACUUGGGGCGGCGAUCGAAUCCCCGGCCAUCUGUUGACGCCCUCCAGCUGAUUUACGGACAUCUGCUUGACUCCCCUGCGCCACCAAGAGACUUCGAUACCCAUCUUCGGGUCCUCCGCACUCUGCGGACUGAAGCAGCCGACAUCCGCACGCACCGUCUGGCUGCCAUCGUCCAGUGCGUCAUACUCAAGACUUUCUCGUCGGAUUUGUCGGAGUGGGGCAAGUCGUGGGAAUCGGCAGAUUUGUCGGAAUGGGAGGGAUUGCUGAGUAUCUUCGAUGACAAGGACUGGUUCCGCUCUGUGCUUGGCCUUGACAACAAUGAGCAGACAGAGCGGGCAUCGGCACAGCAGAUUUACGGGUGUGCAUGUGUGGGUGUUUAUAGCACUUUCUUCAAGCAGUGUACCGCCCGGAGUCCCGAUCAAAUGGAGCGGGAACUGGACUGCGAGACGCUCAAAUCGGUGCCCUACGCAGUCGACGACAUUCGUUCGGUGAUCCCGACUGAAAUGCAACGUCGAUUCGCCGACACUGUCUCUGGAUUCAUCCGCAAAUAUCCGAAGGACUGUCUUGCGGGCGGGACUGAACUGUUCCGGGUGCUUGUCUGGGCCGUCAAGAAGCACAACGGGUGGAUCAAGGAUUUGGAUGCAUUGCAUGUCCUGUGCACGGCUGUGUCGGAGGUGCAGACGGACCACAAGCAGCAAUCACAUCGGGACCGUGCUGAAUGGAUCCGCGGAUACAUGCAGGCGCGGCUCCUUCUUGAGACCCGGAUCCGGGAGCGGAUGCAGGAACAGCUCCUUCCUGAAAACAUUCUAGCCGAGUCUGUCCCGCUCGCUUGGGUCAGCGAGUAG